Messenger RNA from Hansenula anomala, 2417 nucleotides. RefSeq lists its product as uncharacterized. The record is from RefSeq and is a predicted model, not a curated record. Gene Ontology annotation, cellular component: membrane raft; plasma membrane; cell cortex. The annotation marks the transcript as partial. Lineage: Eukaryota; Fungi; Ascomycota; Saccharomycetes; Phaffomycetales; Wickerhamomycetaceae. Gene Ontology annotation, biological process: septin cytoskeleton organization; cortical actin cytoskeleton organization; endocytosis. The transcript is spliced from 2 exons.
GGAAAUAUGGUUUUUGUGAUGACAGCUGAAAUUGAUGCUUUAUUGCUAAUUUUUGGCAAUUGAAAUUGAUUCACGAACUCACAUAUAUAUUGACCAUGAGAACUCAAUUUUACUUCAAGAAUGCUUUUCUUUUGAAACCUGGAUAAUAAAGUCAAUUCACUAUUUUAUCAAAGUAAUAAUGCGUUGGCCAUAUAUCUUAUCAUUGUUAGCACUGUUAGGUGCUGGUCUUUUAUUGUUUUUCAAUAUUUUAUGUGGGGCUUCGACCUCUUCAGUUUUAGGUCAAUUCUAUUGGUUGCAAGCUGAUACAAGUGGAAUUAGUGGUGCUCAUCCAACUACAAGAUGGACAAAUUAUGACAGUUGUGGUGUCAGAAAUGGCAGAAACUAUGAUUGUUCAAGUAAACAAGCUGGUUAUCCAAUGUCUCCAAGAGCAAACUUCGGUCAAAGUUCAGGUAUCCCUUCAGGUUUGAGUUCAAGAAAAGGUAUCACAUACUACUUAUCAAGAGUUGGUUGGGCCUUUUUGUUGCUAGGUUUAUUGUUUACAAUUCUUGCCUUGUUACCUGUUGCUGUCAGUUUCUGUAUUCCAGGUUUGUCAAUUUUGGGAAUUGGUUCAAAUUUUGCUACAAAUGCCGCCUUGCUAUUUACUGUCCUAUCUGCCUGUUUGUUAACAGCUGCUUAUGUUAAAGCCCGUAAUGCCUUCAGAAGUGAUGGUAGACAAACAAGUUUGGGUAAAAAGAUGUUUGCUUUCAUUUGGACCUCAGUUUUCUUGUUGUUCUUGAGUUCUUUGUUUAGUGGUGUUGGUUGCAUUGGUAGCAUGUUUGGUAAAAGAAGAGAAAAGAAGAGAUAUUCUGACAACUAUGACUCAAGCUCACAUGAAACUUACGGUAACAAUUAUGUCCAAGAGAAGAGAAAUGAUCCUGAACAAGGCAGAGGUGGCUUUUUCAGCAGAAAGAAUCGUCAAAAUGAAAACCUCGAAGAUGUUGGUUACGCUGCUGGAUUAGGUGCUUCAGGUGCUGGUACUGGGGCUGCUGCUGCUGGAUCUAACACUAGAGGCGCUACCUCUACUGGAGAUGCUGUCACUCGUAAUCCUCAAACUGGUGAAACCUUGGAUGAUGUUGCUUACGCUGCUGGCUAUGGUGCUUCAGGUGCCACUACUGAUAUUACCCAAGAACCACAACAAGCUCACACUAAAGGCUCAUCUGGCUUAGGUACUACAGCUGCUGGUGUUGGAGCCGCAGGUGCAGGUGCUGCUGCAUUAGGACAUCGUCAAUCAAAGAAGAAUGACACUAUCCCAGAAGCUAAUGAAAAUGAAUAUUCAAGUUAUGGUACUGGCAAGGGUUCAACUGGUGCUGAUACUGGUUAUCAAACUGGUGCUUAUGGGUCUUCAGGUAAGACUAGAGAUUUGACUGGCAACACUUCUGGUACUUAUGGUUCUUCUAACAAACACCCUGAUCAAAUGUAUGGUGCUGGCGUUGGUGAAAAUGAAUACUACCAUCCUGACUCUGGUGCUGCUGGUACUUAUAACGAAGCUUCAAAACCUUAUGAUACUGGUGCUGCAACUGGUUAUGGCUUAAAGUCAACACAACCAAAUUCUGCUCAAGCUGGCUCAUAUGGUGAUGCUGAUACCACCUCUUCUUCUAACAAGGGUUUAUGGGGUGCUGCUGCUGCUGCGCUCGGUCUAGGUGGAGCUGCUGCUGCCGCCAACCAUAAGGACACUGAUCAAACUGAUAACUAUGGUUCAAACUCCGCUUAUGGCCGUGAUACUACUGCUGGUGCUACUGCUGGUGAAUCUUCUGGUGGAUUUGGUACAACUGGUAGAGGUGUUUCCGAUUCAACAACUCACAAGACUUCUGCUCAAUAUGGUGAUUCUACUGGAUAUGGUAAUGACUAUCAAGAUCAAACUAAUUAUGGUUCCAAGUCUGGUUCUGGUUAUGGUACAACAGCCGCUGGCGCUGCAACAGGUGCUGGUUUAGCUUCAGGUUCACGCAAAGAUACUAAACCUGUUUCUGGUGCUGCAACUCAUGGUCCUGGUUAUUAUAGUGCUCAUGGUACUGAUACUGGUGAAGGUGCAACUCAUGCUGGUGCUAAUGCUGAAAAGAUUAAUAAAUCUAAAGAUCAAUAUGAAAACAAAUCUACUGCCUUGCCUGUUGGUGCUUCACAUUACAACAAAGAUUCUUAUGGUAAUGAAACCCCAGGUUAUGACACUGGUGUUCCAAGUGAUGGUGCUGCGAGCGCUGCAACAGCCGCUGCUGCUGGAGGUUCUGGUGUUGCUGGUGUUCCAACAAGUAAUUACUACAGAACCAGUAAAGAAGGUGCUGCUAUUCGUCCUGAAGAUACCUAUAACAAUCUUUAUGCAAACUCCAAGGACAAUAAUGAUGUUACUGAUACUACUGGAUAUGAACCAACUUCUUACUAUUCCC